Messenger RNA from Symbiodinium sp. CCMP2456, 1776 nucleotides. The record is from the annotation of a GenBank genome assembly. NCBI's taxonomy places the organism in Eukaryota, Dinophyceae, Suessiales, Symbiodiniaceae.
AUGGCUGGAAACACAGGCACGGACUUCAACUAUUUGGAGUUCUUCAAGGAAGAAAUCAGAAAUGAGAAUGCGACCAUCAAAAUCGGCGCCGUGAACAACCUGCAUCUCAUCGCCUCGGCCCUAGGGCCGAACAGGACGGUGGCCGAGUUGAUUCCUUACGUCGUACAGGUGGUGCAAGAGGAGCCUCUGUGCAACGACGACGAAUUUCUGUACUCAAUGGCAAGGCAGUAUGCAGUACUGUCUGACUACAUCAAUGGGCACGACGACUUGCUCAUAGCACCCUUGGAGCACCUGGCAGCCCAAGAGGAGACGGUCAUCCGAGACCAGGCUAUCCAAUCCUUGUGCAAGGUCAUUGAAAAGAGGCCUGCGCUGGCACCGGAGCAUCUGGUGCCAACUCUUCAUCGUCUGGCCACGAAGACCGACUUCUUUACUGCUCGUGUGUCUGCCUGCGCGCUUCUUCCCCUUGCCUACCGUCAUGUGAAAGACGAUCAGAAAAUGGGCUUGCGCCGAGCCUUUACAAUGCUGUGUGCCGACGAGACGCCCAUGGUGCGUCGUGCUGCGGCACACAAGAUGCGUGAUUUCGUCUCAGUCUGCGCGAAGCAGGAUCUUCUCACAGACCUGAUCGGUGUGUACAAGCAGUUGUCCCAGGAAGAUACUCAGGACACAAUUCGUGUUGCCUGUGUUCACGCCACGCUGGUCAUUGCCAAGAUGUUGAAUGCCGACGAGAAUCGUCAGCAUACCGUGGCAGUGAUCAAGGAUGCAGCUGAGGACCGCUCCUGGCGUGUAAGGCUUACAGUUGCCAAGAACUUUGAUCAGCUUUGCCAAGCCUUUGGCCCGGAGUUGACAGCUCAGAAGUUGAUGCAGCCGUUCAUCCAGCUCAUGAAGGACAACGAGCAGGAAGUGAGAAAGGAGGCUGUGAGGGUGAUUGAGGCGUGUCUCAAUCUGCCAGAGCCUCUCACAUCCGAGCAGCUCCAGCAGCACAUUCUGCCGCAGUUCCAAGCCCUGGGCCUGGAUCCUGCGCAGUCGGUGCGAGCCGCCCUGGCACAAGUUUUGGGGCCAGUGGCGAAGGCCCUCGGACGUGACGUUACGCAGCGACAGCUGCUGAGCCUGAUCUCCGACCUCAUGAAGGACGAGUUCCACGACGUGCGGCUGAAUAUCGUCUCGCAUGCCGGCCUCAUCUGCGAAGUUUUGAGUGUGGAUGGUCUGGUCCACUCACUCUUGCACACGGUGCAGAACCUGAUCAUGGACAACCACUGGCGCAUCCGUCAGAGCGUCGUAGAGCAAGUUCCGAAGCUCUCGCGGCUGUUCGGCAUGGAGAUGUUCCAGUCCAAGCUGGAGACCAUCUUCCUGUCCAGCUUGCGCGACUCCGUGCACUCGGUGCGUCAGGCCGCGAUACAGCACUUGAAAGAGAUCGCUGAUACUUUCGGUUCUCAGUGGACCGUGGAACAUCUACUGCCUAAGCUUGUCGAGCAGUACUCUGGCAGCGUCGGCUACGCCAACCGCGUGACAACGCUCCACGUGCUGCCGCAAGUCUCGGGUGUGAUGACGCCCGAUCAGCUUGUCCAGUACAUAGUGCCUCUUCUCAUCAAGGCGACGAAGGACACCGUGCCCAACGUUCGCUUCUGCGCUUGUCGAACAAUCAUGUGGAUGAUGGAGCACCACAACCUGGGGAGCCAGACUAUCACCACCACCAUCAAGCCUUGCUUGCUGGAGUUGGAGCACGACCCAGAUAUUGACGUCCAGUACUACGCGCAGCGUGCGCUGCUGCUCUGUUAG